Molecule: messenger RNA, 1819 nt
Organism: Dermatophagoides farinae (American house dust mite)
Lineage: Eukaryota; Metazoa; Arthropoda; Arachnida; Sarcoptiformes; Pyroglyphidae
Gene: gny
Product: ALG6 alpha-1,3-glucosyltransferase garnysstan
Biological process (GO): protein N-linked glycosylation; dolichol-linked oligosaccharide biosynthetic process
Cellular component (GO): endoplasmic reticulum membrane
Molecular function (GO): dolichyl pyrophosphate Man9GlcNAc2 alpha-1,3-glucosyltransferase activity
Source: RefSeq, a predicted model, not a curated record
GUUUUUUUUCGUUUAAUGACUCAUCUUUGAAUCAUCAUUAUCAUCAUCAUCAUCAUCAAGUUUGAUUUUUUUCCAAAAACUAAUAUGGCUGCAACAACAUUUUUCUAUAUAUUAAUUGCCUUAUUAAUUCGUUAUUUGGUAUCAUUGUGGCCAUAUUCUGGCCAUGGAAUUGCUCCAAUGUUUGGUGAUUAUGAAGCACAACGACAUUGGAUGGAAAUAACUGUUAAUAUUCCUGUUAAAGAUUGGUAUACAAAUUCAACAGAAAAUGAUCUCAAUUAUUGGGGCCUUGAUUAUCCACCAUUAACCGCAUAUCAUAGUUUUUUAAUGGGAAAAAUCGCCAAUUAUCUGAAUCCUAAAUGGAUUCAAUUAAAUGAAUCUCGUGGAUUUGAAAGCUAUGAUCAUAAAAUUUUCAUGCGAUCAACAGUUCUAGUCAGCGAUUCGUUAAUAUUUUUCAGCGCAUUAUACUAUUAUUGGAUGAUAUUGUUCGAUUCAUAUCAUAGUGAUUCCGAUCAUUUUUUAAAUAAUCUAUUGAUUCCUAGUCUCAUUCUCAUUGAUCAUGGUCAUUUUCAAUACAAUUGUAUUGCAUUGGGCCUAUUCUUAUGGACUGUGAUUUGUUUGACUAAACGACAAGAUUUUUUAGCAUCGAUUCUUUUUUGUUUAGCAUUCAAUUACAAACAAAUGGCUUUGUAUUAUUCAUUGCCAAUAUUUUUUUUCCUCUUGAAACGUUGUUACAAUCGACGAUCAUUUCUAUCGAUAAUUUCGAAAUUCAUAAUAAUUUCAUUAGCCGUUAUAAUAACAAUGGUCAUUUUAUGGUCUCCAUAUCUUGAAGAUUUCAAUACAAUCUUGCAAGUUGUUCGCCGUAUUUUUCCAUUAAAUCGUGGAAUCUAUGAAGAUAAAGUUUCAAAUUUUUGGUACUGUUUAUCGGUGUUUAUUAAGGUUAAAAAUUAUUUUACUGAAGAUCAAUUAGCCUGGAUGAGUGGAACAUUGACAAUUUUGGCUUCAUCACCGAGUUGCUAUUUAGUAUUACGACAGAAUACAAUGAAACAAUUGAACUUUUCACUGUUUACCGUGUCAAUGGCAUUCUAUUUGUUUUCGUUUCAAGUACAUGAAAAAACCAUUCUAUUUGUCAAUGUAGCACUAAUUUUGUUUACUUAUCGUUAUAAGUUUAUGAUCACUUGGUUUUCAUUGAUUUCAACAUUCAGUUUGUUUCCAUUAUUGAUCAAAGACAAUCUAAUCACACCAUAUUUCACUCUUACAAUCAUCUACUUCUUCAUCAACAAAAAUUCCUUGAAACUAGAUUCAAAUUCACGAAUGAAACAAUUGUUCAAAAUUUCAAUUUUGUGUGCAAUUCUAUUGAACACAAUUUCAUUACUAAUGAAACCACCUGAACGUUAUCCAGACAUUUUUACACUGUUAAAUUGUUUAUAUUCAUUUUUCCAUUUCAUAAUGUUUUAUAUAUACUUUUUGUGGCAACAAUGGGUCGAAUAUCGAAGACUUGUAAAUCAAAAUCAAAAUCAUCAUGACAAAAGCAAUUUAAACGUUUACACCGUUAUUCGUCCUCGACCUAAAAUUAAAACAUAUUGAUUAGUUAAAAGGCAAGUAUGGUUCGAUUUUUAUUGUUUAUUUUUCGCUAAACAAUAAAAAUAUAAAACUCAUCAUCAUUGAUCAUUGAAUUUAAUGAAUUCUCCAUUUGAAAUUGAUAAUGGGUGUGUUGCCAUCUGUUAACAGAGACAAGUCAAAUGGAGAAUUAUAAAUUCAAUAUAUCAUCAUUUUCUUAUUUCGAGUUUAUUUAGAAUAAACUAUUUUUUUUGAUAAUCAA